Molecule: messenger RNA, 189 nt
Organism: Cooperia oncophora
Lineage: Eukaryota; Metazoa; Nematoda; Chromadorea; Rhabditida; Trichostrongylidae
Source: the annotation of a GenBank genome assembly
AUGAGAAGUGCUGUUCGGCGAAGUCGGCUAGUGGCUGAAGAAUUUCUGUCAAAUGUUCUCCACGUACGUGGCGCAAUCGGAAAGCGUUUUUCCAAGAAAAGUCUGAGAUCAAAACGAGCUCGGAGGAGAACUGCCAAUCUAGCAGUAUCGAGCAGUCAUCCGAAGUCAGCUGGAUUGCAGUCUUAUUAG